This is a messenger RNA of Coregonus sp. 'balchen', 7728 nucleotides long. Lineage: Eukaryota; Metazoa; Chordata; Actinopteri; Salmoniformes; Salmonidae. The record is from the annotation of a GenBank genome assembly.
ACCCCUCUGCCCUGGGCUUCAUCAUCUCUCCAUGGUCCCUGUUGUUGAUGCCCUCAGGCAGCAUCUCCUUCACAGACGAGAACGUGACGCAGCAGGACCUGAGGGCCUUCACAGCUCCAGAGGUCCUGGAGGGAGUCACACUCUCUUCUCUGUCAGAUAUAGAGAAGGUAUUUAUGAUACUGUAUAUUAUUAUGUAAGAAGGUGCAGUAGCAGCAGGAUCUGAGGGCCUUACUCUCUCCUCUCUGUCACAGACAGACAGACAGACAUUUUUCCCAUAGGGGAUUUUAGAAACACUUAAAAUAAGGGCUGUGUUUUGUGUAGGCUUACCCUGGUGUGACGUUUUGAUAACCGUGUAAAUCUCUCUGACAAGGUGACUCUGCCACCUCUCGCUCUCUGCCGCACCUUGCUCUCGCCCUCUCUCUCGCUGCCUCUCUCUCUGUGCCCUCUCUCUCUGUGCCCUCUCUCUCUGUGCCCUCUCUCUCUGUGCCCUCUCUCUCUGUGCCCUCUCUCUCUGUGCCCUCUCUCUCUGUGCCCUCUCUCUCUGUGCCCUCUCUCUCCGUGCCCUCUCUCUCUGUCUUCUCUCUGCCUCUGUCUUCUCUCUGCCUCUGUCCCCUCUCUCUCUGCCCUCUCUGCCUCUGUCUUCUCUCUCUCUCUGUGCCCUCUCUCUCUGUGCCCUCUCUCUCUGUGCCCUCUCUCUGUGCCCUCUCUCUCUGUGCCCUCUCUCUCUGUGCCCUCUCUCUCUGUGCCCUCUCUCUCUGUCUUCUCUCUCUGUCUUCUCUCUGCCUCUGUCUUCUCUCUGCCUCUGUCCCCUCUCUCUCUGUCCCCUCUCUCUCUGUCCCCUCUCUCUCUGUCCCCUCUCUCUCUGUGCCCUCUCUCUCUGUGCCCUCUCUCUCUGCCCUCUCUGCCUCUGUCUUCUCUCUCGCUGUCCCCUCUCUCUCUGUGCCCUCUCUCUCUGUCCCCUCUCUCUCUGCCCUCUCUCUCUGUCCCCUCUCUCUGCCCUCUCUCUCUGUGCCCUCUCUCUCUGUCCCCUCUCUCUCUGUGCCCUCUCUCUCUGCCCUCUCUGCCUCUGUCUCCUCUCCUCUGUGGCCUCUCUGCCUCUCUCUCUGUCCCCUCUCUUCUCUGUGCCCCUCUCUCUGCCCUAUCUGGCCUCUGUCUCUCUCUCUCUCUGUCCCCUCUCUCUCUGUCCCCCUCUCUCAUCUGCCCUCUUGCCUCUCUGCCUGUCCUUCUCUCUCUCGCUGCCUCUCGCCCUUCUCGCCUGCCUCUCUCUCUGUUUCCUCCCCCUCUCUCUGUCCCCUCUCUCUCUGUCCCCCUCUCUCUCUGGUCCCCUCUCUCUCUGUCCCCUCUCUCUCUGUGUGGCCCUCUCCUCUCUGCCCUCUCUGCCUCCGCUCUGUCCCCUCUCUCUCUGCCCUCUCUGCUCGGCCCUCUCUGCCUCUGUCUUCUCGCUUUCCUUCUCUCUCUCUGUCCCCUCUCUCUCUGUCCCCCUCUCUCUGUCCCUCUCUCUCUGCCUCUCUCUGCCUCUCUCUCUGUCUCGCCUCUCUCUCUGCCCUCCUCUCUGCCCUCUCUGCUCUGUCUCUCUCUGCUCUGUCCCUCUCUCUGUCCCCUUACUCUCUGUCCUCUCUCUUCUGUGCCCUCUCUCUCUGUCUCUGCCUCUAUCUUGUCCCUCUCUCUUGUGCCCUCUUCUUGCUCUUGCUCUGCUUCUCUCCGUGCCUCUCUCUUCCCCUCUCUCUUGCCACUCUCUCUGCCCUCUCUCUUGUCUAUUCCUAUUACAGUUGCACACUCUCUUUGUUUUCUGUUGCUUGUCUUAACUUACUCUUCUCUAGGUCGCCAUCUCUCUGCUCCUUUGCCUCAGCCUUUUUCUUGUCUCACUCUCUAAGAAGACGUAUGUACAGUUCAACACAUCUGUUUGUGGGGUUGUUUGUUGCUUUGUAUAUAAAAACAUGUAAUAAAACAUACAAAUGAGUGCAGUUUGUUAAUUCCAUCAUGCUCUGAAUGACCUCAAAAGACCUCUAUCUCUGGCCAAGAAUCACACACCUCAACACACAGCGCUGUACACAGUCAAUAGUGACUAUCCACUCUAACUGUAGAGGUUAGGAUACAAUAAGGUUUCUAUUCUCAUAAUAUAAAUACAAUUACAUGUUGAAUAUGAAUGAUAUAUUACAACAUGUCCUAUGCUUUUCUGUUUUAAUUGCCCUAGAAAUGCCAUGCUCUGUAUAAUGACAGAGAGGACAUUGUAAUUGUGAGGUGUUUGUGAAUCACAUUCAUAACUCUAACAGUUUUACUCUUUAAAGCUUGUGGUGAACUCUGACUGUUCCUAAGACAUUGGAGGCUGUGAUGUUGCGUUCUUUGGCAAUCGUCUCAUUAUUCUAUCAUCAGCAAGCCUAACUCUGAGGGGAAGCUAUUUCUCUGCUCUUGGGGAGCUUGCCUGCAGAAUUGUAAGGAAUGGAAAAGGUUUGGAUCUAGUUGCUGAACUGAAGGCAAUUUCUCUCCUCUUUUAGGAAAUCUGCUGCAGAAUUGAAAGUAAAAUGUAUGGAUCUGAGCUAGCUGAACUGAAGUAUGACAAUGUAUUUUAGCCCACAUGGUCAAGUGGUUAUUGAACUGCAGGCAGCAUUUUUGUCUCAGAACAUUUUAGAUGAGACAUACAUACUUCAGCACAUUUUUAAUAGAUGGCUACUUUUAGCUUAGUUUCAGAACAGAACAAAGGGUCAGAUUUAUUGUUGUAUUAGUCAGACGGGAGCCAGGCCUCAGAACUACAGCUACUGCCUUUUUUUUUUGUGCCUAAUUAUUGGAAACACUUAUCCUGUUUUUUGGAAUUCAUUUUUUCACAGAUGCACAUGUACUCCCUUGGAAUGACCUUGUUUUGGGGAGCGGACUAUGAGAUUCCACAGAGUCAGGUACAUCAUUCAUAAUCCAUAGAUGAUGCAUUCACAAGUUCGAAAACAGAUUUAACAAUCACGUUUUCUAUUUGCAGAAAUGAUGUUUUAUGUAUACUCAUCCUCCCCCUGUAAGUGUUCAUUUAAAACCCCUCUGUGAUGUCCUGUGUCUGUCUCAGCCGAUGAAGCUGGGCGAGCACCUGAACAGUAUUCUCCUCAACAUGUGUGACGACGGCACCCUGAGCCGUAUGUCUGUGCUCACCGUAAUGGACGCCUGCAGCACACACAUCAGAAAUUCUAGCUGCGAACCCUCCUUCACACACAUCAGAAAGCUGGUCCGACUGGUGCUGGGCAGCCUCUCCCAGGUAAAUAACAACUACGACACAUCACUGUUAGCAUUUUAUAGUGGACCUGUGUGUUUUAAUACCCCUUAUACUUAACAAAAUACAGGAGGCUUGGGCGGUAUCCAGAUUUUCAUACCGUUCUUCUGCCAUCCCGGGAUUUAUGGUAUUACCAGCAUAGCACACAAGGGGGCGCAAAAAAAAUGGAAAAAAGCCCAUUGGGCGUCUAUUACCAGAAUGCUAACAAAAUUAGCGAAAUCAGAUGGACGCUGUUAGCUAAAUAUUAACGAACAUAACCAUUCUGGGGAACUACGGUAAGCUUCAUAAUGUAAAAUUAAUUGACGGGUAAAAGAACGCAAUCUGCUUUAUCUACUAACGUAUUGCACAAGUUGACUGCAGGUAUUAACUUAAAGUAGCUACAAAUAUUUACAUUUAUUGAAAAACUUCAAAUAAAUAAUUGACUAUUUUUUUCCAAAUACCCAGGUAUACGGUAUCAAAUUGUAUUUGUCACAUUCGCUGAAUACAACAGGUGUAGACCUUACCGUGAAAUGCUUACUUACAAGCCCUUAACCAAUAAUGCAGUUAAGAAAAUAGAGUUAAUAAAAUAUUUACUAAAUAAACUAAAGUAAAAAAAAGUUUUUAAAAAAAAAGUAACACAAAACAACAAUGAGGCUAUAUACAGGGGGUACCGAGUCAAUGUGUGGGGGUACAUGUAGGUAGGGGUAAAAUGACUAUGCAUAGAUAAUAAACAGCAAGUAGCAGCAGUGUAAAAACAAAGGUUGGGGUGGGGGGGGGGGGGCAGUGCAAUUAGUCCGGGUGGCCAUUUUUAUUAAUUGUUCAACAGUCUUAUUGCUUGGGAGUAAAAGCUGUUAAGGAGCCUUUUGGACCUAGACUUGGCACACCGGUACCGCUUGCCAUGCAGUAGCAGGGAGAACAGUCUAUGACUAGGGUGACUGGAGUCUUUGAUAAUUUUUUGGGCCUUCCUCUGACACCGCCUGGUAUAGAGGUCCUGGAUGGAAGGAAGCUUGUCCCCAGUGAUAUACUGGGCCGUACGCACUACCCUCUGUAGUGCCUUACGGUCAGAUGCCGAGCAGUUGCCAUACCAGGCAGUGAUGCAACCAGUCAGGAUGUGCUCGAUGGUGCAGCUGUAAAACCUUUUGAGGAUCUGGGGACCCAUGCCAAGUAUUUUCUGUCUCCUGAGGGGAAAAGAUGUUGUCGUGCCCUCUUCACGACUUUCUUGGUGUGUUUGGACCAUGAUAGUUUGUUGGUGAUGUGGACACCAAGGUACUUAACUCUCGACCCGCUCCACUACAGCCCCGUCGAUGUGAAUGGGGGCGUGUUCGGCCCUCCUUUUCCUGUAGUCCACAAUCAUCUCCUUUGUCUUGCUCACGUUGAGGGAGAGGUUGUUGUCCUGGCACCACACUGCCAGGUCUCUGACCUCCACCCUAUAGGCUGUCUCAUCGUUGUCGGUGAUCAGGCCUAACACUGUUGUGUCGUCAGCAAACUAAAUGAUGGUGUUGGAGUCGUGCUUGGCCACGCAGUCAUGGAUGAACAGGGAGUACAGGAGGGGACUAAGCACGCACCCCUGAGGGGCCCCCAUGUUGAGGAUUAGCAUGGCAGAUGUGUUGUUGCCUACCCUUACCACCUGGGGGCAGCCCGUCAGGAAGUCCAGGAUCCAGUUGCAGAGGGAGGUGUUUAGUCCCAGGGUCCUUAGCUUAGUGAUGCGCUUUGUGGGCACUAUGGUGUUGAACCCUGAGCUGUAGUCAAUCAACAGUAUUCUCACAUAGGUGUUCCUUUUGUCCAGGUGGGAAAGGGCAGUGUGGAGUGCAAUUGCAUCAUCUGUGGUUCUGUUGUGGCGGUAUGCGAAUUGGAGUGGGUCUAGGGUUUCCGAGUUGAUGGUGUUGAUGUGAGCCAUGACCAGCCUUUCAAAGCACUUCAUGGCUACCGACGUGAGUGCUACGUGGCGGUAAUCAUUUAGGCAGGUUACCGUCGCUUUCUUGGGCACAGGGACUAUGGUGGUCUGCUUGAAACGUGUAGGUAUUACAGACUCGGUCAGGGAGAGGUUGAAAAUAUCAGUGAAGACACUUGCCAGUUGGUCUGCGCCUGCUCUGAGUACAAGUCCUGGUAAUCCGCCCGCGUCCUUGUGAAUGUUGACCUGUUUAAAUGUCUUGCUCACAUCGACUACGGAGAGCGUGAUCACACAGUCGUCUGGAACAGCUGGUGCUUUCAUGCAUGCUUCAGUGCUGCUUACCUCGAAGUGAGCAUAAAAGGCAUUAAGCUCGUCUGGUAGGCUCGCGUCACUGGCCAGCUCGCGGCUGGGUUUCCCUUUGUAGUCCGUAGUAGUUUGCAAGCCCUGCUACAUCCGACGAGCAUCAGAGCCGGUGUAGUAGGAUUCAAUCUUAGUCCUGUAUUUACGCUUUGCCUGUUUGACGGUUCGUCUGAGGGCAUAGUGGGAUUUCUUAUAAGCGUCCGGAUUAGUGUCCCGCUCCUUGAAAGUGGCAGCUUUAGCCUUUAGCUCGGUGCGGAUGUUGCCUGUAAUCCAUGGCUUCUGGUUGGGAUAUGUACAUACAGUCACUGUCGGAACGUCGUCGUCGAUGCACUUAUUGAUGAAGCCGGUGACUGAUGUGGUGUACUCCUCAAUGCCAUUGGAUGAAUCCCGGAACAUAUUCCAGUCUGUGCUAGCAAAACAGUCCUGUAGCGUAGCAUCCGCGUCAUCUGACCACUUCCGUAUUGAGCGAAUCACUGGUACUUCCUGCUUUAGUUUUUGCUUGCAAGCAGGAAUCAGGAGGGCGAGGGAGAGCUUUGUCUGUGUGUGGAGUAAAGGUGGUCUAUAGUUUUCUUCCCCCUCUGGUUGCACAUUUGACAUGCUAGUAGAAAUGAGGUGAAACGGAUUUAAGUUUGCCUGCAUUAAAGUCCCCGACCACUAGGAGCGCCGCUUCUAGAUGAGCAUUUUCUUGUUUGCUUAUGGCCUUAUGCAGCUCGUUGAGUGCGGUCUUAGUGCCAGCGUCGGUUUGUGGUGGUAAAUAGACAGCUACGAAAAAUACAGAUAAACUCUCUUGGUAAAUAGUGUGGUCUACAGCUUAGACUACCUUAAUAUUAGGUAUCGCGCACCGACUGUUAUUGGCAAAUAGACACACACCCCCACCCCUCGUCUUACCAGAGGUAGCUGUCCUGCCGAUGCACGGAAAACCCAGCCAACUGCAUAUUAUCUGUGUCAUCGUUCAGCCACGACUCGGUGAAACAUAAGAUAUUACAGUUUUUAAUGUCCUGUUGGUAGGAUAGUCUCAAACGGAGCUCAUCCAGUUUAUUCUCCAGUGAUUGCACGUUGGCUAAUGAACGGAUGGUAGAGGCGGGUUACCCACUCGCCGACAAAUUCUCACAAGGCACCCGAUCUCCACCCCCUGUAUUUCCUUAUUUUCUUAAUGCGAAUGAUGGGGAUUUGGGCCUUUUCCGGGAGCAACAUUAUAUCCUUCGAGUCCGACUCAUUAAAGAAAAAAUCUUUGUCCAGUUCGAGGUGAGUAAUCGCUGUUCUGAUUUCCAGAAGCUCUUUUCGGUCUUAAGAGACGGUAGCAUCAACGUUAUGUACAAUACUGCCCAUGCCUAAAGUACAGUAAUUAUCUUAAUCAAAAUAGUCAUAUUUUGAACUACAAUAGAUCACCCUUAACUGUUUUGUGAAGCCCAUUGCCAAAUGGCAAAGAUUGAAUGUUUGAAGGGGCGCUACUUUACCUACUGUGCUCCAGCUCAGUCAAAGCUCUUCUCUGUCCUGGCAUCCCAAUGGUGGAACAAGCUUCCCCCUAACGUCAGUACAGCAGAGUCCCAGCCCAUCUUCUGAAAACGUCUGAAACCCUUUUAAAGCUCUUUUUAGAGUUUCUUAAAAACACACCACUGCGUUUGUCUUCUCUAACCACCAGCGACUUUGCUGACAACUACUUUGAGGGGAAAUUAGCUUGCUAUGAUUGUGAUAUGUUGUCUCCCUAGCUACAGUAUCUUAAGAUGAAUGCACUAAUUUAAGUUGCUCUGGAUAAGAGCAUUUGCUAAAUGACUCAAAUGUGUGACUCAAUCCAAUAUAGCCACUCCCUAGCUUCUUAUUGAAGUGCUAGCAGAGGAAGGACAACUUAGGCAGGCUAAAAGGCCAUUAUCUGACUGGUUACAGCACAACGUAACCAAUAUACCGUGGUUCACGUCAACCCCAAGGGAUCUUAUGAAGCCUCAGACAGACUGUUAGAUGUCCCCUCCAGCUCCUUUUGUUAACCUCAACCUCUUUUCUUUUCUUUAUUCUCUCUCUCCUUCCUGCGCUCAUUUUCCCUCUCUCUCUCAUUCGCUCUCUCUCAUUCACUCUCUUGCUCCCUGUUUUUCUGUCUCUCUCCCCCUCUCUCCAUCAGCUGGAUGGCCUACUGUCCCAGAGUGAUAGGGAGUCUAUUCCGGAGAGGAGCAAGGAGAUUCGGGAGAGGCUUCGGGGCAAAGGCCUUCCCUCAGGUAACAUGUUCUUCACGGUCUCAACCUCCCAACCACCUGCA